This is a messenger RNA of Microplitis mediator, 678 nucleotides long. RefSeq names its product ankyrin repeat and SOCS box protein 3-like. Bases 1 to 678 code for a protein of 225 amino acids. The transcript has 2 exons. The record is from RefSeq and is a predicted model, not a curated record. Gene Ontology annotation, molecular function: protein binding. NCBI's taxonomy places the organism in Eukaryota, Metazoa, Arthropoda, Insecta, Hymenoptera, Braconidae.
AUGGCCAUUGAAAAAGAAAAUAUACCGAUAAUUGAAUUAUUGAUAAGAAAAGGAGCUGAUACGGAUGUACUUCCGGCAAUUGGGAAGGCUGCUUUGGAAAUUGCUUGUGAUAAGAAGAAUAUUAAAAUCAUUGAGAUAUUGAUUGCUGCAGGUGAUGAUGAAAUUAAAAAAUUUGAUAUUAAUAACUCACUUCAUUGUGCAGUUAUUCAAAAUAAUUAUGAUAGAAUCGAAAACCUAGUCAAAAAUGGAGCGGAUAUUAACAACACUGUAUAUUUCUAUAAUACACCUUUAAUUUUAGCCAUAGAAGACGGCAAUAAACCAGUGGUAGAAUUAUUAAUUAAGAAUGGAGCUGAUGUUAAUUUUGUCACUGAAUAUGGAAAAUCUGCGAUUGUUGUGGCCUUUCAAAACAAUUUUUCAGAAUUAGUUGAAAUAUUAAUGGACGCAGGAGUUGAUAUCAAUUAUGACUCUGGACCACGAGCCCCGUUGAACCGAGCAAUUCAUACAAAUAACUAUGAAUUAUGUGAAUAUUUAAUACAACGCGGUGCUAACGUUAACGGUUUUAAUGUUGGAGAAAGUUCGCCAUUACAGGCAGCCGCUGGAAGUGGAAACAAAAAAUUGGUUGAGUUACUGAUCAAAAAUGGUGCAGAUACGCCGGUUCAGAUGUUAUUAUAUCGCUAG